Messenger RNA from Spirometra erinaceieuropaei, 725 nucleotides. The record is from the annotation of a GenBank genome assembly. Lineage: Eukaryota; Metazoa; Platyhelminthes; Cestoda; Diphyllobothriidea; Diphyllobothriidae.
AUGGAAGGUCGGAUGGAACCAUGCGUCGGCAUCGUCGUGACGUGGUUCGUCUCUGCACGUUGCUUGACAGCUGGGGACUGGAUGGAUCUCCACAUCGACAUCGCCUUGACGCGCCCACCCUCGCCGACGGAGACCGCGGCUUACGGCGAAUUCGAGUCGCUCUCCACUACAACCCGAAGUCGUGGUCCCAUAGUGGAGUUCGGCCGUGCCAAAACGGCACAUGUCAGCCCUAUUCAGGGAUGGCACUGCCAGGCCCCACGAGGGGAAGGGCCUAGAAAAGGUGGCCUAAACAUUGCUGGGUACCAAGCCGUCUCCAGGCUAGCCAGGGCCGCAGAGUUCUUAUCAUGGUCGAAACAAUCAAAAUCGAAACAACAACAAUACCAAUAACAACAACAACCAUACUCAUCCUCCACAUCCUACCUAUUCUUCCUCUUCCUCUGCAUAUUUAUUCUGCCUAUUCUUCUCCUUCGUCAUCUUCUUCUCCAUCUCCUUCCCGUCGCCCCACUCGCUGUCACCAGACUGGCAGGGUGAGCCCGCACACUCUGGCAGUCUGGAAUGUUCGUUCCCUUUUAGACAAUCCGAGGAGCAAUCGACCGGAAAGGAGGACGGCGCUAGUGGUACGAGAACUGGCGCGCUACAAGGUGGACAUCGCCGCACUCAGCGAGACCCGUUUCUCCGAACAAGGCCAACUGGAGGAGGUGAGUGCCGGCUACACCUUCUUCUGA